Physcomitrium patens is the source of this 1788-nucleotide messenger RNA. RefSeq lists its product as uncharacterized. NCBI's taxonomy places the organism in Eukaryota, Viridiplantae, Streptophyta, Bryopsida, Funariales, Funariaceae. Gene Ontology annotation, cellular component: nucleus. The record is from RefSeq and is a predicted model, not a curated record. Gene Ontology annotation, biological process: negative regulation of ubiquitin protein ligase activity; regulation of nuclear division.
UGAUUCGAAGGGUGGGUGGAAAUUCAAUCCUCCGCCACCCCUUCGGCUCGGUUCCGGACCGAUUUCCCAAGCCUGCGAGAGUCGAUGGCGAGCGGUAGGGGCCCCGAACGAGAGAGGCUCCGUGUUGUGGAAUGUUUCUGCGCAGCGUGGUUUUUUCAGACCAGUUUGCAUCAACUUGCUGCUUCGUAUUUCAAGCCCCGGCGCUGUGAGGUCACGGAGUGCCGAAAGCUCAUUUCAUAUUGUUAGCUUCCCGGGCAAUUGGGAUGCCACCAAUCCUCACGCUAAUCACAGAGAGAAUAUCUUCACGCCAAACGUCUUGAAUUUGGUGUGGUUUUUGAUAUGCAUACUACUUGAACAAUUAUCAAUGGAAAGAGUAAGAGAGCAGAUGAAGAGGGGUCAGCUCGUUGAGCGUAACAGCGAUCUCCUUAAGUUCGUGGUGCAACAGCCCAUUGCAUCCCUGGAUCUUGGAGAAAAAGAGCAAAGUUCGGUGUCGAGAAAUUCUGUUGUAACUCCUCGCAAUUUGAGGUUCAGGACAACAUUUAGUAGGGAAAGUUGUACAGAAGCUGCACUGGAGGACUUGUGCAUUCGAUUGAAUGAGACUUACAGCACGGUGCAAAAAGCAUGUCCAAUUGAUCUCCACGUCGAUUGUUCCGAGCGAGAGUUGAACGGAAGGGUAACUUUAGAAGAUCUGAAUGAUGCAUUGGAAAAGAAUGGAGGUGCGGUCGGUGCCAGAGAUUGUGUUUUGGAAAUCUCUCAGAUUAGGGUAUGCUCUUCGGUACUGGCUGCAAAGGGACUUUCGAAGAUGGAGUUGGAGAUCGACGAAGACCUCCCUCAAAUUGUGAUGAACACUCACAGCAGGGUGGAUGAGUCUGAACAAGGCUUUUCAUCCCCUGUUGCGCGAAAUGUCACGUCCAGCUCUAUCAUGAAAGAACCACAAAGCGUUCUUGGCAAGGGUGACCCUGGCAAAGAAAAUUGGGAUCCUAAUGUCGAAUGGAGUGACAAAAAGAGUGGCAGUCCCUUGCCUGAGUGGUUCUCUCGAAAACCCUUGCAAGAUAUCACUGAUGUACUCGCCGCUGAACAGGGCAAGGAGCAACAGCCACAACCAAAGAAAAAACUCAAGAGGAAGGUAUCCUCUUCAGUGACUUCUUUAUUCCCAACACUCUCUGAGUCUCUAACGACGAGGAAAGAUUCAUCCGUCAUUCAGCUCAAGUGUGCUACUUUUGCAGCCCCAAAGCAAUAUUCAUAUCUUGGGAAGAAUUUCCGAUAACCUAAUUUUCUUUCCCUCUGGGAUCAAUUCGUUGUGUUUGUCACCCAUUCAAAGAUCAAUUGAAUGGUGCGGGAAUUUUGUCAUGAGCAUGACAUCAGGAGACAAAUGAGGGAAUUACCUAUUGGCAGUGCCUCUUCUUUUCUGUUGUUGGAUCUGAAAAAAAAAUUAAUGUAGGUUUGUACCCCGCAUCUUGCAUGGGCAUUCGUUCACCUAAAGUUGUGGAGAAAAUUGAGUAUGUUCAGCUGAUAUUUCCUGCGCAUUUAGAUGAUGAUUGAAUGGGCUUGCAUCUAGGGCUAGGUUGUUUGAGGCAGUACGUGGCAGCUGUUACAAUGUAUCCUCUCCUGGGUUACUGCUUGACAUCUGUCAUCCUGUGGAUUUAGUAGCCUAUUUCCAGGACCCGUUACACGUGUAAAUAUUUUCUAACUAACAGUAUCGUAGGAGAUCAUUGAGCAAUGAAGUCCCCUUCGUUGACAGUGUCUACGGAAUACUCCGAAAUCCGCACGGAUCUUAGUUUUGCAGUA